CUUCGCGCACCGAGGAUGGUGUCUUCCGCAGCGUAAUGUCAGUCAAACAAUACAAAAAAUAAAUGAUAGAUAGUUUAAGUCCAAUUACAGACAAAGCGACAACAUGAAAUAUCUUGUAUGUGAGUGUCUGGCUGCUGAUGUUAAUUAAUGAAUCGCCUCUGAAGGCUAACAGGAUGCACAACAUCAGAGCUGUCGGAGGCUCCUACACGGACAAUCUCAUUGGGACUUUGCUUGCUAUUUUUGGAAAUGUACUUGUAAGCAUCGCCUUAACUAUUCAGAAACACAGCCACGUGACAUUAGCAGGGACAAAAGACCCUCGUGCCUUCUACCGCACUAAAACCUGGUGGUGUGGUUUUCUGCUGACCUGUCUUGGGGAGGCUGCCAACUUUGUCUCUUAUGCCUUUGCACCCCUCGCUCUCGUAGCUCCUCUUAAUGCUGUGUCUGUCCUGGCAAGCUCAAUUUUGGGCCUCAUUUUUCUGCGUGAGAAAUCUAAGCCAAAGGACUUCAUAAAGCACUAUGGGCUGUCCUUCCUGGGCUGUAUCCUUACCGUGGGAGGAACGUACCUCUUUGUGGCAUUUGGACCAAACUCUCAUGAAAAGCUGAAAGCAGAAAACAUUGUGUCGCACAUUGUAGGAUGGCCGGUUCUCUUGUAUCUGCUACUGGAGAUCAUCAUGUUCUGCCUGCUUUUAUACUUCUACAAACAGAGUAGUGCUAACUACCUCGUUAUUAUUCUGCUGCUGGUUGCUCUACUGGGCUCUGUCACAGUUAUAACAGUGAAAGCAGUGUCCGGCAUGUUGGUUCUCACCAUUGAAGGCAACAUGCAGCUCAACUACCCGAUCUUCAGUGUCAUGUUUGUGUGCAUGGUGGCUUCAGUGAUCUUCCAAGCCAGAUUUCUCUCCCAAGCUUGUAAGCUGUACAACUCCUCUCUGAUCGCCAGUGUUAACUACAUACUCUCCACUAUCUUUGCUGUGACCGCUGGUGCUGUGUUUUACUUGGAGUUUAAAAAGGAAGAUAUUCUUCACAUCUGCUUGUAUUUGCUGGGAUCUGCAGCCUGUUUCCUGGGCGUCUUCCUCAUCACCAAAAACAGGAAGAGGACCAAGACCUUUGAACCUUAUGUCACAAUGAAUAUGUCUAACGGUGUCCCAACUAUUCAUGACAAGGGCCUGGUAGUUCAGCCAGACUUCAACGGUUCUUUCUCUUAUGGUGCUCUGGUCAACAACGAUGGAGUGGCUCCUGCUAAUCUACCCGUCAACCUCGAACAACCGUCAGUCAGCUCCAGAUCCAUCGAUCCAUCUCAUGACCUGAAGAAAGAUUAGAACCAACCAUUUCUAUCUUUUUUUUCGUCUUCACUCCAUUUUACUAUAAACACAACUCAAGGACCUUGAAAGGCAAAUAUGGGUAGCUUCAGUUUUCUUUUCACAUAAACACCAGUAAAGGAAGAUUUCCUGACUUUCCAAACUCUCCAGCAAGUUGAAGGUGUCCAUUGGGUGCUUUAAUGUUCUCUUUACUCUGUCUUGCACACCUCUCUACAUACCUUUUUUUUUUUUUACAUCUCUAAACCAAAACGUAACCUGUAGAAGCUUUCCUAUUUUCAGAUGAUGUCAGCUAUAUUCAUUCCAAAAAUUAACAGAAGUAACCGGAAACUGCUGGAUGUCAGUGUUUGUAGAGGCCACGUGGAUUCACAAACAUGGCUGCAGAAAUACAACAGCAGAUACAGUGUUGUGCCUUGAAGCUUACUGCCCUGUGUUAGCUUUGAGAUGUGAGGGCUGACCUCUAUGACUGUUAAGCAAUGCUGUUCCCAUUUACUCUUAAAUGGGAACAUACAAUGAUGCGUUCUUCCAUUUGUAAAGAGGAUGGUCUAGUUACUCCUCAAUUUCAGGUCAUUAUCAACAAUAUUAUGUACAUAAUGUUGCUGUAGACUUUUCCAGAAGACUUGCCAAUGAACAUUUAAACUUUGAAGCUGUUUUAAAUAUCUGCCUGUCUUCUUUGAGAAGUUUUCACUCCACAGUCUUCUGCCUCAUUCGUGGGAUUGUAUUAAUACUUUUUUCCGAUGUGACCAAACAAUAGUUGCAAUUGUUCUAAUUUAUUGUAAUUUAUUUAUUACAUUUGAAGUAUGCUUUUAAUGUGCCUUUUUAAAAGUAGCUUUACACUGGGUAUACUACGUAAAGGCUGUACAAGUUAGGUUAGGUGAGGGAAAACCUUACUGCAGCAGUUCAGUUAUCAAUGGGAAUUGGAUCUGUAAUAAUGGUUUUGACAAAACAUUUGCAUUUUUGAGAUUGCUCAUAUACUGUAUAAGUAGAGAAAGUCUAUUUGAGUCUAAAUAGCUUUUUUUGCCUUAAAAUAACUAAAAAAUGAUUCAUUUGGGUUGUCCUUUAACUUAAUGCCUUGGAGUUGAUGGCAAAUCAAGAAAAACUGAAAACAUGCAGUUGAUGUUGUUAAAUGACCAUGUUUAGUGUAUUUCUGAUGUAAAUUGUUCAUGCAUUUAUCAGAAGCUGGAAGAUACAGCACUAAGUGAAAUGUCUUUUAAGUGCUCUGGGAUAAAUACUCCAUAAUGAACUAAAGGUAAAUUGGAUAUAUUCCACUUCUGCAUACAGUAUGUGGCAAUGUGUGUAUACAGUGUUAAUAAAGCAAAGUCUUGGCACAGUAUGUAGUACGUGAUUAUUUUG
Messenger RNA from Scomber japonicus (chub mackerel), 2666 nucleotides. RefSeq names its product NIPA like domain containing 3 (gene nipal3). Gene Ontology annotation, biological process: magnesium ion transport. Gene Ontology annotation, cellular component: membrane. The transcript is spliced from 11 exons. The record is from RefSeq and is a predicted model, not a curated record. Lineage: Eukaryota; Metazoa; Chordata; Actinopteri; Scombriformes; Scombridae. Gene Ontology annotation, molecular function: magnesium ion transmembrane transporter activity. The coding region runs from base 138 to 1316 and encodes 392 amino acids.